AGAAAUAAGCAGGAACGAAGAAGGGCAGCUCGAUAACCCUUCUGGAAAUUGGCUCUAAGCCAAGCGCCUGUCUAGGGUUGCCUAAAAUGUUGCGGCCGGGAGUAAUCGUCGAUAUUUAACCUGCCUUAUCACGGCUUUUUUCUGGACCAGUUCCACAAUCUUUAAUAUCUGAAACAUUACCCUUCGACACUGCAGUGAACACUCGAUACUUAAAGUCCAUGACAAUAUGUCUACAGUACCCAGCCUCCGUCGGGUAAUUCCUGUAGGGAAUGUGGAUGAAAUACGAGAGGCUCGAAAAGAGCUCCUCAAGAGGCUGUCUACUAAAGAACUAGCUCAUGUUGCUGCGUUAUUUGGACAGGCUAGGUCGACAAGGGAUGACUGUUAUAAAUAUAUUAUGAAAGCCCUCGACGAUAUUGCCGGAGACUCUCUGCGCAAGAUGGUACAAGAGUUACAAGGAUCGAGAUGCAAGCAGUUGGUAGAUGUCCUUAUCUCAGUGGCGGAAUAUGAAAAGAAAUCCAGAGACGGGCUGCUUGAUAGAUCAAAAUCAAUUGAGAUCCCAGAGAUCUACCUUCCCCAGGACAUACCGAACGAGGAAGUGCCAUAUAGCGGUAACAUAAACGAAGAACAGGGUUCUUGGACGUUGGUGAGCCCCUGGGAUUCUUCCCAGAAAUUGACUUUCAACAGUCAGGAGACAGAGAAGACCCGUCUACAGUCUCGGCAAAUGCUUGAAAAGUUAACAUAUGAACCUUUAAGCACACUUUUAAAUUGCCUUUUGAGCUAUAUUGAACCACGUCUUCGACAGGUUUACUCUUAUAAGCGUGGGAUGGUCCCGAAGUGGUGGCCUCGCACUAUAAAGUUCAAUGGCAAAAACCACUAUAGCAAAGCCGCGAUUGUCGAAUUGAUAAUUUAUAUUAUAUUCGACUUGCACUCAGAAGGGUUCCGAAUUAUCCAUGCAAUAGAUGCGAUAAAAUUCCAUCCCAGGCUCACCGUCAAAGCCAAGGAGAUCGUAUAUUCACUACUGUUCGUUCGACAGGCAGAAGAAUUAUGCCGGGGGAACACGUCCGAUACGGUUCCAAAAGCAGAAGUGGUAAUAGGCAGGAGAGUUGCCCAAAGAGCACCGACAGACUCAGAAACCGAGCCAACUUUUAUACGACAGUGUAGUGGAGAAUCACAACCUUCCAUUUUCACCAGAGGCACGCUUAAAAGGUCUUACUACAUUCUCCUAGGAGUCAACGACCAAGGGAAAUUUUUCCAUUCAGUAUCGCAAUCAAUCAAUCGUGAUAACCUCAGGUUGUCGGCCGCCGUGGACAGUUUCAGGCAAGAGGUGUCCAGAGUGGAGGAGCAGCAGAGAGCUUACCUGUUGCAAGUCCAUAAUGAGUCGGAGCAAAAGGGUUGAGAAAAUCAAUAGCCUCACUUUUUGACAAUGCGAGGCUAGUUCUUUCUUUACUGUUUUAUUUUAUCCUAAAAAAUGGUAAUUCCUGAAUUCCACCUACUUGGAUUGGGCAUCGCCUAUCACACUAGUUUCUUUGUUUGUAGUCCUGGCUUCACGUGCUUCCUUUGCCGGUAAUGGAAUAACCCUCGGCCGAAGACGGGAACUCUCUUUUCCGAGGUCCUAGUUUGCUUGGCUUGUUUGGUCGUGGAAGCGGCCGAGCAGUUAAAGUAUCAACGAACCUCUCAUGGAUCACUGCACACCAGGACCUUCGUCCAGACAAUAUUCUGUGGAACGCCGAGCAAAACUGUGUUAUGAUUAUCGACUUCCACUGUUCUCGACUAGACCCACGACCGGACAAACACCGGCCACAGUCGGGGAGGUUCAAUUUUAAUGUUGAGGCACGUGAGCGGAAACGACUUUGUAUGCUCUGACACAAAGCGAUGUGCUCAAUGCAAUGUGCUUCACGUGAUCUCUACGAUUUAGUGUUGGCCAAUGAAAUUGCCUAGUUCCAAUUACGCGUCAU
This is a messenger RNA of Aspergillus pseudonomiae, 1955 nucleotides long. RefSeq lists its product as uncharacterized. The coding region runs from base 227 to 1396 and encodes 389 amino acids. The record is from RefSeq and is a predicted model, not a curated record. NCBI's taxonomy places the organism in Eukaryota, Fungi, Ascomycota, Eurotiomycetes, Eurotiales, Aspergillaceae. The transcript has 6 exons.